AGAACAAAUCACAGGCAGAAUGAUUUCAAUGCCAAAAGGGCCAUCUUGCCCUGGCAAUGCACGGUUUGAGUGUGGUUCCUGGGUGCUGCGUGCUAAAUCACUCGCGAGACAGCUGGAAGCGAUUGGCUGGCACAGAGCAGCUCCAGCAGCCACGCUGUAAACAGAGCAGCGCUGCGAAGCUCCGAGCCGCCUCAGAGGAAGACACUGCUCGCAUCUGAGCGCCUGUGACAACGGGUAGCUGAGAGCACUGAAACAACACGCUGCUCCAUCUUUGCUUCCAGCUCCACACACUGGGCGAGGACUCCAGCGAGGCGGCGGGGAGAACGGCUCCUGCUCGUUACCGUCCCCGGUCGCUUCAUUUGGAUGAGAGUUUUACAGGAAUAUUUGAGUGGGUACGGGGUGAGGAGCAUGGGAAGGUGAUUUGAAGUCAAGGACCUGCCUGAAGGUGCCGAAGCCUGAUAUUCCUCGCAAACAACCGUGCUCGAAGUUGGAGGAGGAAGCUGAAGGUAGGUGCUUUCUGGGACUGAGCAGCCUAUCGAAGCUGAGAGCAACUGCUGGGGACCUCUUGGGAUCGCACUCCCAGGAAGAACACCAGAAAAACAGGAGUGCUGUGGAUUCAAAGCCUCAGCUGCUGCCAAACUUCCAGCAGACGCAUCUUUGAAACAGAAGUCAGGACUGGCAAACAACCCGAAAGGAAAAACUUGCAUUGGCCAGGUCCUGGGAGAGCAGGUGGCCAAAAAGCCAUCCCUUCCUUGCUCUGUUAUGUUCUCUGGCUAAGUGUUCUUCUCCAUGUGUGGGAGAGGUAGGAAAAGCCUCAGCAAAUUACUUCCCAAGUCUGUGGCCAAAAGCAAAUAAACCAUUUUGGAAAAGUGUGUGGAUUGAUCAGCAACCUUCCUGGAGAAUGUCUGACCAGGAGACCGAGGACUUUGGAGCAGAAAGCCUCUUAGACAAGUCUAAGAUGAUUCCCAGCCUCCCACCGUAUGACAUGGAUGACCAGCUCCUCCCCAGGGAGCCACGGAGCACCUGGUGCUGCUGGGCAUGGGCCCUGGCGAUAGUCACCAUGAACUUCCUAGUCUUCUUCAUCAAUCUUCUCCUGCUGCUUGUCAUCUUCACAGUUGUCUUGCUCCCCACCAUUGUGGUGGUUUACUUUGGCUUCCAAUGCCACUCUCGGGUGCUGCACUCCACGGCCCGCUACUGCAAAACCGUCCUGGACGACAACAGCUCUUCUGCCCUCAUCAUCCUGGGCUUCGUCAUCAUGUCGCCUCUCAUCGUGGUGGCCAUGGCCACCUACUGCAGCCUGGCGAGGCGCCUCCGCCUCUUCAUGUGCUUCCAGCCCUGGAGCAGGGCUGUGUACAAGGGGGUGAAAUGGCGCUGGUACGAGGAGGGAGGCCUGUGUGGCUGUGCCAGGGGCUGGAACACCCAAGUCAAGGCCUGGGUAUGAGUCUGCAGCACCUGAGUCCCACCCAGCUCGCCCUUCUCCCUUCCCCGUCCCUCCCCACCACCUCCCACAUCACCCCCAGGCCUCUGCAGAGCGGUGCCCAGCUGUGAGAGGAAGGGAGAGGCGGUCACAAGCUGGCUCCUAUGGCUUCGUCUGUAACCAGGUGUAGGAUGCUGUGAGGGAGAGACAGGCAAUGCAAGCCCUUGAUGUUAAAGCUGAUAUUCAGAAGAAUGGGGACUCUGGCCAGCGCCUGUUGUGCUCAGAGCAGCUCAGUGUCCAGCCUUGGCAGCACACUGUGCCUCACACAGGUCCCAGUAUCCGUGUAUACGCUUAGUGACAGCAGCUGUGGACUCUGUUCCAUGCCUCAGAGGUUUCCUUGGGUCCAGCAGCACUGGGGGAAGCAUCCAGCCAUGUGGAAGUAGCUGUGGUUUCCCCCAGUGCUGGGCUGCCUGUGUUUCAAACCUCUUGUAAGGGGUCUGCAGGUCGCUGCCUCUGUGGUGGCUGGGAUCCACAGCUUUCUGACACACCAUGAGUUCUUCCCCCGCUUACCUGACCCUCCUUCCCACAAUCUGUAGCAGUGCUGUGCUCGUUUUGCUGUGCCUGAGCCAGCUCGCUGGGGUGGCUGCAGAUGUUUGUGCUGAUCUUUGGGUCUUUCCCCUUUUCCAGCUGCUGACCUGAAGUAUGCUUGUCUGGUGGUGGGUACUAACCUGCAAACAGCUCCUUGCCCUUUGUCGUGGUCAGGUUGUUUUGUUCAGGUCAGUGUUAGGGCUCCUGGCAGGAUGAGCUGGAGACCCCCAGUGACUACAGGGGGUCUUCCACCCCCAGGUGUGCUGUGAUGCUCUCCUCAAACCGUGGUGGGUCUCCGGUUCAGUCAGCGGGGCCGCGUGCUGCUGACCACUGCAAGCUGUCCCCUCUCCCCGCUGCUGUUCCUCUGCCUGCCAGCUCUUGCCAGCGCUAUGUGUGAAUAAAGAUCAUGCCAAAUCUCCA
Molecule: messenger RNA, 2425 nt
Organism: Cygnus olor (mute swan)
Lineage: Eukaryota; Metazoa; Chordata; Aves; Anseriformes; Anatidae
Gene: TMEM278
Product: transmembrane protein 88B
Exons: 2
Coding region: 902-1441 (179 amino acids)
Cellular component (GO): plasma membrane
Molecular function (GO): PDZ domain binding
Source: RefSeq, a predicted model, not a curated record